CCUGAGAGCAGUGAGUAACUAUAGAAACACAACUGGGUAGCAGGAAGGCGGUAGAGUCCCAUUUAGUUUACUGAUCAGCGGACAAGAGAUGCCGCUUUUUCGAGGGCUUGCGUCUCUUGCGGUGGAAAAAGAUGGAGCUACGAAGAGGAAGAGUAAGAUCGCAAGGAGAGAAAGGGACAGAGGGGAAGAGGGACGCUGCAGUUCCCUCGCGAGGCUGUGUCUGUGGAGCCUGGCUGAGAACAUGAAAGACGUGUGGACUAAAGACUACACCGAGAACUACAUCGACCGUUACUCAUUUCGUUACGUCAUGGGCCCGUUCAACAUGCUCCCUGGGGAGCUGGUGGAGGACCUCCUCUCGCUCCUCUCCUCCCGGCGCCUGGUGACGCGCGCCGCCCUGCACCUCCUGCUGCUGCCGCAGCUGCGCUCUCUCUCACUGGCUACCUGUUCUACGCUGGUCAGCCCCGGCCUCUGCAACAUCAUCGGGAUUCGCUGCGGGGGUCUGUGCUCUCUGGACCUCUCAGGCGCCCAGCAGAUCUCCACCGCGGUCCUGGGGGACCUCCUGGGGCUGCUGCCCCGCCUGCGCUCCCUCUCGCUGGCGGGGACGGCGUGCGACGGCGGGGUGGUGGGCGUGGUGGGCGCCCGCUGCCCGGCGCUGCAGAGCCUGGACGUGUCACGCUGCCACCACCUGGCUCCCGGGGGCCUGCUGUGCCUGGCCCACCAGCCGCACGGCUACACCGGCCUGCCCCUGCGCAGCCUGCAGGCUCUGGACAUCGGCUUCGGGGAGGAGGAGCCCGACAGGGCCGCCGCCGCUGCCUUCCUCCUGCUGGCCCUGCCGCUCCUCAGCAGCGUGGCCCUGGAGGGGCUGGGCGAGGCCUGUGUCCUCAUAGCGGGCAGGGAUUUCAGGGAGGCGGAGGAGUUCACUGCCAGGGCGGGGGUGCCCAGCCUCAGGGAGGUGUGGGGCCAGAGGGUCCGGGGGGAGUUCAGGCGAGAGGGGAAGGCGGCGGCGGAGGGGAAGGGCCAGGGGGAGGAUCCGGACGGCGAAGAGCAGGGCGGGUGGCUGUCGGACGCACAGCCGUCAGAUGCACAGAGUGAGGAUGAGGACGAGGAAGAGGAGGAGGGUGAAGGAGGGAAGAAGUGGAGGAGCAGAGAUGGAGGGAAGAGUGCGUGGCUGAGCGGAGGAGAGUCAGAGGGAGACAGACAGAGGAGGGGGGAAGGAGGCGAUGAUGAGACACAGGUGAGCCUGUGUUUGCGGGAAGCGCAGGGCGUGUCAUGGGAAACUCUGGGAGCUUUGGGACGCCUGUGUUCAGAGCUGCGCUCCCUGUCGCUGAACUGUGACGGGGUGGUAGGGGGGAAGUUAGCCAGGGCGCUGGCAAAAUGGGUGGGGCAGUUGCACAGCCUCUCUCUCCAAUCCACCGCCACUUUGUUUGAACUGAUCCCUGCUGUACGAGCUGUGGGAGCCUCCUUGCUCUCCCUCUCUCUAGAGGGAGUUAAGAUGGACGGCACUGCAUCCUUUCUGCAGCUCCUAUACGACUGUCCCAGGCUGAAGACCCUCUGCAUACACACAGAGCCUCCAAACAGCAAUGAAGAAGAGGACGAAGAUCAAAACCUCCGGGAUCUACCUUGCCUUCCCCAACUCCGUUCUCUCACACUCAACUUCUUCUUAGACCAGCGGCAGUUGAGGCCUGUCAUAUCCUGGAGGUCCCUGAAGUGGGCGCUGUUGGCCUUGCUGGGUGGUUCCCCUCUGCUGGAGAGUGCCUCCCUGGUGGCUGUUCCGUGCCUCAUGGACUCGGUGUUCCAGGCGGUGCUGGGACACCGGCCGGAGGCCGCGGGCGCCUCGGCGUGCCUCCCUCUGCAGCACCUGCACUAUCUGAGUCUGACCCGCUGCGACGUUUCUGGGGAAACAGCGAGGCAGCUGGUGGCCAGCAUCAACUGUUUGACUACUUUGGACUUGAGUGGGUGCUGGAACGUGACCUUGCCCUACGUCCUGCGUUUACGAAAGAAUGCCACCAGGAGGCGACAUCCUCUUACUGUUAUCUGGACCUGAUGCUGGACAGAUAGAAAACCAUGCCAUUUUUUGGGUAUUUUAUUAUAUUUUUGUAUAUGCAUUUUAUCACAGAAUUUUGAAAACAGCCGAACUGUGUUACAAAAAUCAUUCCUGCUGGCUUAACAGUGUGGAGCUCUGGGAGGAAAAGAAUAACACUAUAACACUAUUGGCAAACUAUCAGCAGCAGCAUGUGUUUAAACAUGUUCACUGAAAAGCAAAUCAAGGAAAAAGACACUAAAGCAACUGUGAAAGUGUAGCACAGGUGACUUAUCCUUCUUGAAUGAGGAAUUUGAUAUGAGCCCAAAUUGAGCUGAAACCCAUAUAUAAGUACAGGGACUUAGACUGACAAAAAUGUCUCAACAUCCCUCACCUUUGUACUUCGUGUGCAGGUCAUCACAUAUACCUAGAAUCUUUGUGCUGCUGGUGACUGUUAAAUGUGUGUCUUUGUGAUCAUGGAGUAUAUUUAGUUCUGACUCCCAGAAUGCUCUUGGAAACCUCGUGAAGCCAGCAGGAAGUCGGCUGUCGAACUUUUGUGGCUUGGGCCAGAUGUCAG
Messenger RNA from Megalops cyprinoides (Indo-Pacific tarpon), 2597 nucleotides. RefSeq lists its product as uncharacterized. Bases 89 to 2044 code for a protein of 651 amino acids. Lineage: Eukaryota; Metazoa; Chordata; Actinopteri; Elopiformes; Megalopidae. Gene Ontology annotation, cellular component: SCF ubiquitin ligase complex. Gene Ontology annotation, biological process: SCF-dependent proteasomal ubiquitin-dependent protein catabolic process. The record is from RefSeq and is a predicted model, not a curated record. The transcript is spliced from 5 exons.